Molecule: messenger RNA, 630 nt
Organism: Neospora caninum
Lineage: Eukaryota; Apicomplexa; Conoidasida; Eucoccidiorida; Sarcocystidae
Exons: 11
Coding region: 1-630 (209 amino acids)
Source: RefSeq, a predicted model, not a curated record
AUGGCAAUGAAAGUAGCAAUUCUCGCCGGCGUCACGUCCUGCGCCCUCUGGGGUAGAGCAAUAUGCACUUUUGUGCCGCAUGGGAUUGACAGAGAUCCUUCCUCCGUCGAUUACGCCUCCAGAACAGAACGUGCUGCUCCUCCGCGGUUUAUUCAAUCAAAGGCAGGCUUCAGUCCCGUGGUGGGACUUCUAUCGUUGUUGAUGAGUUUACUCAGGCAGCUCACCGGUACAAACGCCCCCCAACCUUCGGGACUUCGGGAGGCCGGUACGGGUUUUCCGCCCCAAAUGGAACAGUUCAUCGACGACGCGGUCGCCAACGCGGAAAAGAAAGCAGUAGCGCAGCUGAUGCAAGAUAAUAGAAGCCAUGAACUUGAUCAAGAGUUGCUGCAUAUUGCCGAGGAACGUCUCAAAAAAUAUUGGUACAUCGGACAAUGCAGAAGGGACUACACAGCAACGUGCCCGGUUGACUGGAUUGAAACACAAGAUGGACUAUGUGCUCCUCCUGUGGAAUACACUGGCCCAAAGAAGAAUUUGCUUGGAAAUGUCAGGCGACUUGGCCGUCGCCUCCCAGAGACUUCAGCGCGACUUGUCCGGCAAACUGGGCGAACGUUGGAGAACACCUGUGCAUAG